AUGGCGCCGCGGGCGCUGCCGCUGCUGCAGCCGGGGCGGCGGCCGCACCCGGGACAGUGGUACCAGCUGAGCCCGCACGGGGAGCGGCCCCGCGGCCGCGUGGGACUCGGCUGCCUCCUCCUGCCCGGCCGCGUCCUGCUGCUGGGCGGUGCCGACCCCGCCGGGGCCUUCGCGGACGCGCAUUUCGUGGAGCUGGCCUCGCUCCGCUGGGUCCCCGCCGGCUGGCGCGGACUGAGGCCGCGCUACGAACACGCCACGUUCCUGCCCGCCACCGGCCCCCCGCGCCUCUGGGUGUUCGGCGGUGCCCAGCCCGCGGGGAACCGCAGCUGCGUUCAGGUGCUGGACCCCGAAAUAGGAACGUGGGAGAGCCCUGAAGUGAGGGGGGUGCAGCCACAACCUCGGACAUUCCACACCUCCUCGGCGGCCAUCGGGGCCCGUCUGUUCGUGUUCGGGGGUGGAGACAAGGGGGCAGAGCCGGUUAAAGACCAGCGGCUUCACGUGUUCGACACAGCCACCCUGACCUGGUCCCAGCCAGAGACUCACGGUGAUCCUCCUUCUCCUCGGCACGGACAUGCCGUGGUUGCAGUUGGGACCAAACUCUUCAUCCAUGGAGGUUUAGCUGGAGAUGUUUUUUACAAUGACCUGUUCUGCAUCGAUACAAAUGACAUGAGGUGGGUGAAGAUCCCAGCCACUGGGGACAUCCCUGGAGGACGGGCAUCCCACUCCUCUGCAGUGUUCCAGGACCACUUGUACAUUUUUGGUGGAAUAGGUCCAGAUGGGACGCUGGAUACUACCUACAAGUAUCACACAGGAAGGCAACAGUGGACACUCCUGCAGUUUGAAUCUCCUUUGCCCAGUGGGAGGCUGGACCACGCCAUGUGUGUCAUUCCCUGGCAAGCUGAGGCGCACAGGGACACAGGAGAGACCCCAGCAGGUGACAGAGCCGAGCCCCUCCAGCAGGGCCUGGGUGAGGGCUGUGCUGAGGACACCUCUGUCCAUCUGCUGUUCGUGUUUGGGGGGAUGGACACAGAGGGGCAGAUACACAGGGACUGCCUGGUCACCCUCAUCGAGUAGUGUUCCACAGCCCCAGCUUCCUCCUGCGGGGUUAAUUCUGUCCCUGAAGCCUGUCCUGACCUUGGGCAGCUGGACAGGGGCUCUGCCUGAACACGGUGCUGCUGCAGCCCCAGCCCAGGGGACCAGGGCAGGAGCCAAGGUGCUUCAAGGCACUGCUGGAGCUGGCACCUGACAAGGUCAUUCUGGACUUAACUAAUCCCAUGGAUUGGAUAAGGAUCAGUUAAAUAAAGAGACCAAAUUUCAA
Molecule: messenger RNA, 1318 nt
Organism: Catharus ustulatus (Swainson's thrush)
Lineage: Eukaryota; Metazoa; Chordata; Aves; Passeriformes; Turdidae
Gene: RABEPK
Product: Rab9 effector protein with kelch motifs
Exons: 7
Coding region: 1-1074 (357 amino acids)
Molecular function (GO): protein binding
Source: RefSeq, a predicted model, not a curated record